CGAGUCUUCAGUGUUUCUCCGCGCUUCCGUUCGUGCGUUUAGGUUGUGGUUCGUUGUGGGAGCGAGUAACGUCGGUUUCGAAGUUGAAAUUAGUGUUUUGCGGAGAGAAGUAACAAAGUCAUCGUUUUUUAAGUAACGUGAAGAAAAUGGCUGAAAGUAAGGGUGCGUUGAUUGCGAAAACAGUGCAAAAACAUGCAGGCAGAGCGAAGGAGAAGUUUCACUCGUCCACACAAUAGAAUAUGUUGUGGAAGUGAAUCGAGGAUAGGCCAUGUCUCGCACAUAGCUCGAGAUAAUACCUUUCUUCAGAAUUUGGGCAAAGUGGAUAGGACCGCUGAUGACAUAUUCGACGAACAUCUGCAGAAUUUCAUGAGACAGCAAAAUGCCGCGAACAGAUUGCAAAAAGAGUUCAACAAUUACAUCAGGUGUGUUCGAGCGGUUCAAGCAGCGUCGAAAACACUCAUGGAUUCCCUAAACGAGAUCUACGAAAGCCAGUGGACAGGACAUGAUCUUUUGUACGUGCAGGCUCAAAAUUUAGACAUGCUAUGGCAGGACUUCACCCAUAAGCUUGCUGAUCAGGUUCUCGUGCCUCUCAACACAUAUCAGAGCCAAUUCCCGGAGAUGAGGAAAAAAAUUGACAAACGUGGACGGAAGCUAGUAGAUUAUGACAGUCAAAGACACAAUUUCCAAUCGCUACAAUGUAAUCCAAGGAAACGGGACGAGCUGAAAGUUUCUCGAGGAAAAGAAUUACUGGAGGAGGCUAAGCGUACAUACGAGCAACUAAAUUCCGAACUUCAUGACGAGCUACCAGCUUUGUACGAUUCGCGUGUUCUUUUCCUCGUUACUAAUUUACAAACGCUCUUCGCCGCUGAACAAGUGUUCCAUACUGAAAGUGCUAAGGUGUAUUCUGAGCUAGAGGCAAUCGUCGAUAAAUUAGCCAACGAAAGCCAGAGAGGAUCAUACACGCUGAAGAAGAGUACAGAACCACAAUCUCCAAAAUCGCCUAACGCCAAUUCUGCUUUAAUAAUCAAUACACAACCAGCUCAGAACAACAUUUCACCAGCCGUGGAUGAGUCUGCUCCAGAAGCAAGAAACACAUCACCGACUACUCAAUUAAAUGGCAAUGCUAACAGCAAUGCUAACAGCAAUGCUAACAGCAAUGAUAAUUCUCUCAAUAAUCAGGACGCAUCUCCGCAAAACACAGUUGUGGCCUCUAAGCGAGUAGAAGAGCUAUACGAUAUUCCAGUUGACGUGGAAUAUGAAAAUGGUACCAAUUUCUCUCUAGGGGCAACGACUGACAACUUGCCACCUGGUGUUUUGUACAGAGUCAAGGCUACUUACAAAUAUAGACGCGAAGACGUGGAUGAAUUGUCAUUUGAUGUCGGUGAUAUUAUUCGUGUGGUAGAGUAUGAUGAUCCAGAAGAACAGGAACAAGGUUGGUUAAUGGGCAUCAAAGAAGAUACUAAUGAAAAGGGUAUGUUCCCAGCAAAUUUCACAAAACCACUGUGAAAGCUUUACUAAAUUCGUCUAUUACACUCCAAUGCUCACUGAAACGGCGUAUUCUAUUUUAAGAAUAGUUACAAUAUUCAAAGUGAGAAUCACACAGUCAUCUGAGGUAUUAUACGUAUGAAAGAAAUAAAUAAUAAAUACACAAUGAGGGGCAAUGGGAAGGGGAAAGGGGUGUGAUGAGAUAGUUAUGCUGGAGGGUACUGUGGAAAAUUAAGCACCCCAAAGUGCCUUAACCCAGCCACUGUCUGUGCCAACAUUCAUUGUUUGUAAUAUGGGAUUUUUCUCCCAUAUCCCAUGUACGAAUACACAUCAUUAAUAAUCAAAUGAAAUAUUUAAGUAAUUAAAUAAUAUAUUGUAAUACAUCACGCAGUACUAUAAUAUAAAACUUAUAUAUUAAAUUAAUAUUAUUUUAUGAAAGUGUACAUAGAAUUAUACAUUUUAAGAAUAUUUUAUGGAAUAACUAUGUGGCCACUGAAAUUAUCAGUAAGAACUAAUUGUAAUGUUUAAGACACCUCUAUAAUGCCCUCUUUUGGCAGCCAGUUAUCAAACUUUAAAAAUCCAAUUAUCUGUUUGCAUUCUUAUAUUAAGAUUUUAUUUACUUUGUGAUGAAAAAUUAGGACUCCACCCGGAUAACGGUAUUAACAUAGAUAACAUGCCAAACUUUCAACGUAAUUCAAUAGCAUAUAACGAAAUAAUACAACUAAUACAUCCUUACUUCAAUACAUUGCUACAUAAGAGCAAAAUAUUAUAAUAUUUAAAUCAAUGAGAGCAUUAGAAUAAUAAAAUUUUCUACAUAAUUCUAUUGAGAGGAGUAUUAUAAGUUCUACUAAUGACACAUAUUUGAAGAUUUGUUCUUAAAAAUUUAUUUAUAUUUUUUAUUAUAUCAUAUAUAUUUGUUCUAUAACUAAGUAUCUUUCUCUGGUAUACAUACAUAGAACAUCGAAUGGCGAUGAUCAAUUAAAUUACUAUUACUGCCCUUACAUCCACUGUAGCAAGGAUAGAAUUAGUGGUCCAAGGAAAACAAUUUGUAGUGCUAAUUAAUACUCGUUAAAUAGAUUUAUUAAGAAAAUUUUACAUCAAACUUUAUGUAACAAAUAGCGUUAUAAUAAUAGAUGAUUACGAAGUAGUGCGAGGAGAUUACUGAUUUCAGCUUCCAUUAAGUUGUGUGUCUUUUUAUUUUACUGUAUUGAUCUGAGACAUACAGAACACAGGAAAGUUGGAUUGUUUAUAAAUGAAAAGUUUUAUGGUUGACCGAUUGAUCCAUUGUCACACUAAUUAUUAAUCCCAUGUACAAAUUCAAACUGUGGACGAGUAUGUUAAUGCGUCAUAUAUUACAGGUGCAUAUUAAGAAAAUAUGUUGACCAUAUGUUACAAUUACAUAGUUAUGAUAAUCAUAAUGAUAGGGAACGGACGUAUAUUUAUAUUCUACGAAGAGGACCAACAGAAAAAGUAA
Bombus terrestris (buff-tailed bumblebee) is the source of this 2959-nucleotide messenger RNA. RefSeq names its product myc box-dependent-interacting protein 1 (gene Amph). Gene Ontology annotation, cellular component: plasma membrane; cytoplasm. Lineage: Eukaryota; Metazoa; Arthropoda; Insecta; Hymenoptera; Apidae. The record is from RefSeq and is a predicted model, not a curated record. Gene Ontology annotation, molecular function: phospholipid binding; protein binding. The coding region runs from base 193 to 1506 and encodes 437 amino acids. The transcript has 10 exons.